AUGUCAAGAUUGGAUUAUCAUUCGAUACUAGAUCCGAAUAACAGUGUGGACGUGGAUGUAGAUGCAGAGUUCGAUAAUCCAACUAUCCUAAAUCACCAUGACUCCGAGAAUCAGAACGUGGAGGAUGGUGUGGACGUCCACUCACACACGCAUGGAAUUGCCGUUGGGAUAAUGGAUGACGAACAUGAUGAUACCCCUUUUGUCAUCAUGGAAGAGCACGCUGUAGACCCAGACUCAGAGCUGGCGCAGGGGACGGGACAAGAGACAGGGCAAUUGCAGGAGGAGGAACAUGAUGAUAUACAAAUACCAAUCCUGUCGGAGGAGAUUGUCGCUGGUCCAGAUGAGCCGAAAGGCUCUGGUAGAGGACAAGGACAUGGACCGAUGAGUCUCAAAGGAAUGUCAGAAGAGAACAAGAAACAAAGACAGAGAUUGCAGAAUAAGUUGGCCGCUGAAAGAAGUAGGAAUAAACGGAAAGGUGAUCAAAUGAAUCUUGAGAAACAAGUUGACUCUCUAAGGAAUGAGAAUGCCCAAUUACGAGCGAGAUUAACACAAUUAUCGUCCAAUUCCAAAUCACCCGAAUUCAACAUACCGACUAUAAUUUCUGAUCCCACUCCCUCUCAAUAUUCACCUAUACCUACCACAUCAUCGAUGACGACGACAACAGUAUUAAAUGGGACAGGUAUAGAUUACAACUACAUCUCAAAAUUGACCAACGAGCUAAACCAAUCCAAGAUGACUUUAUUAGAGAGGAAACUGAAAUUGUUAAAUAUCCAAGAUGGUACUUACAGUUCACCUACGUCGUCAUCGGAGCAGAAAGACAAAGACAAAGAAGGAGAUGUGGGAGAAGGGACGGUGAAUGAAAUCGAUCCGAUCAAAGAAAGUAGAAAAGAAUUAAUCAAUAAAUAUAGUAAAUUGCAAAGCAUAAAAGCUGAAGAGAAAAGCUUGAAUACGCUCAUUGCUCAUAUCAAGAAUGAAAUUGAGAAUUUGAUCAAGCAGAGGAAUGUCGUUGAAGAGAAAUUGAACGAGAAACGCAGUAAAGGUAGUGGUGAUAAUGAUAUAAACAUGGGAAAUGGGGAUCAGGAUCAGGAUCAGGUGGCUGUCACUCAAGAGCAACAACAGCAACAACAAUCAGUGGAAGAUCCUUCUACCUCGAUUGGAAACCAUACGAUUCUGGUUGAAGACUCUCAACAACCCCAACAGCAGGAUCAGAUUGCAGAAGAACAGAACCAGAACCGGAACCAGGAAGCGGAAGACCAAGAUCAAGAUCAAGAUCAGAUGCACGAAAAUGGUAAUCUGGAUGAUAUUAGGGGAUGGAUCGAUGCUGCUGUCAAAGAUUGGGAUCAGGUGGGUGUCCUUUUCAUGUCAUUUGGACGUCUCCCGUUGAACCAUGUAGCUGCCGCUGACAUUUGA
Molecule: messenger RNA, 1410 nt
Organism: Kwoniella mangroviensis CBS 8507
Lineage: Eukaryota; Fungi; Basidiomycota; Tremellomycetes; Tremellales; Cryptococcaceae
Exons: 2
Coding region: 1-1410 (469 amino acids)
Biological process (GO): regulation of DNA-templated transcription
Molecular function (GO): DNA-binding transcription factor activity
Source: RefSeq, a predicted model, not a curated record